Apodemus sylvaticus (European woodmouse) is the source of this 2333-nucleotide messenger RNA. RefSeq names its product matrix metallopeptidase 16 (gene Mmp16). Gene Ontology annotation, biological process: extracellular matrix organization; proteolysis; collagen catabolic process. Gene Ontology annotation, cellular component: extracellular matrix. Gene Ontology annotation, molecular function: zinc ion binding; metalloendopeptidase activity. Lineage: Eukaryota; Metazoa; Chordata; Mammalia; Rodentia; Muridae. The transcript is spliced from 11 exons. Bases 1 to 2034 code for a protein of 677 amino acids. The record is from RefSeq and is a predicted model, not a curated record.
AUGAUCUUACUCGCAUUCAGCUCUGGAAGAAGGUUGGAUUUCGUGCAUCGUUCGGGGGUGUUUUUCUUGCAAACCUUGCUUUGGAUUUUAUGUGCUACAGUCUGCGGAACGGAGCAGUAUUUCAAUGUGGAGCUCAGAGCACAUUGUGUCCCUUGCCAGUCAGCGACCAAAACCCUUGUUGAGUUUGCCAGUGUUCUAAGUGAUGGAUGCCUGGAGACCAACAAUCCGUUAUCCCCAGCUGCACAAAGCACCACACCGCACACUCAGAGACACAUUGUAGCACGCUGGCGCUUCUUAGCCAGGGAAGAGGCAAAGCUCUAUGUAGUGCAAAUGUGUAGCUUUGUUUGGUUACAAAAAUACGGCUACCUUCCACCGACUGACCCCAGAAUGUCAGUGCUGCGCUCUGCAGAGACCAUGCAGUCAGCUCUAGCUGCCAUGCAGCAGUUCUAUGGCAUUAACAUGACAGGAAAAGUGGACAGAAACACAAUCGACUGGAUGAAGAAGCCUCGAUGUGGUGUACCAGACCAGACCAGAGGCAGCUCUAAAUUCAACAUUCGUCGAAAGCGCUAUGCAUUAACUGGACAGAAGUGGCAACACAAACAUAUCACUUACAGUAUUAAGAACGUAACUCCAAAAGUUGGAGAUCCUGAGACCCGGAGAGCUAUUCGCCGUGCCUUUGAUGUGUGGCAGAAUGUAACUCCUCUAACGUUUGAAGAAGUUCCCUACAGUGAACUAGAGAACGGCAAACGUGAUGUGGAUAUAACCAUCAUUUUUGCUUCUGGUUUUCAUGGAGACAGCUCUCCCUUUGAUGGGGAGGGAGGAUUUUUGGCACAUGCUUAUUUCCCUGGACCAGGAAUUGGAGGCGAUACUCAUUUUGAUUCUGAUGAGCCAUGGACACUGGGAAAUCCCAAUCAUGAUGGCAACGAUUUAUUUCUUGUAGCAGUCCAUGAACUGGGACAUGCUCUAGGACUGGAGCAUUCCAACGACCCCACCGCUAUCAUGGCCCCAUUUUAUCAGUACAUGGAAACAGACAACUUCAAGCUUCCUAAUGACGAUUUGCAGGGCAUCCAGAAGAUAUAUGGUCCGCCUGACAAGAUCCCUCCACCGACAAGACCUCUGCCGACAGUGCCCCCUCACAGAUCUGUUCCUCCUGCUGACCCAAGGAAAAAUGACAGGCCCAAACCUCCUCGGCCUCCUACUGGCCGACCUUCCUAUCCAGGAGCCAAACCCAACAUCUGCGAUGGGAACUUCAACACUCUCGCUAUUCUUCGAAGGGAAAUGUUUGUUUUCAAGGACCAGUGGUUUUGGCGUGUGAGAAACAACAGGGUGAUGGAUGGAUACCCCAUGCAAAUUACUUACUUCUGGCGGGGCCUUCCUCCAAGUAUUGAUGCAGUUUAUGAAAACAGUGAUGGAAAUUUCGUCUUCUUUAAAGGUAACAAAUACUGGGUAUUCAAAGACACAACUCUUCAACCUGGUUAUCCUCAUGACUUGAUUACCCUUGGGAAUGGAAUCCCCCCUCAUGGUAUUGAUUCUGCCAUAUGGUGGGAAGAUGUUGGCAAAACCUAUUUCUUCAAAGGUGACAGGUAUUGGAGAUACAGUGAAGAAAUGAAAACCAUGGACCCUGGCUAUCCCAAGCCCAUUACCAUCUGGAAGGGGAUCCCUGAAUCACCUCAGGGAGCUUUCGUCCACAAAGAAAAUGGCUUUACCUAUUUCUACAAAGGAAAGGAGUAUUGGAAAUUCAACAACCAGAUACUCAAAGUAGAACCUGGAUAUCCAAGAUCUAUCCUCAAGGACUUUAUGGGCUGUGAUGGACCAACAGACCGAGAUAAAGAAGGACUCAGCCCACCAGAUGAUGUAGACAUUGUCAUCAAACUGGACAACACAGCCAGCACUGUGAAAGCCAUAGCUAUUGUCAUUCCCUGCAUCUUGGCCUUAUGCCUCCUUGUAUUGGUUUACACUGUGUUCCAGUUCAAGCGGAAAGGAACACCCCGCCACAUACUGUACUGUAAACGCUCUAUGCAAGAGUGGGUGUGAUGUAGGGCUUUCUUUUUUCUUUCUUUUCUGGGAGUUUGUGGUAACUUGAGAUUCAAGACAAGAGCUGUUAUGCUGUUUCCUAGCUAGGAGCAGGCUUGUGGCAGCCUGAUCGAGGCUGACCUUCCAAACCUAGGUGGUUGCUGGUCCUGCACAUGAGUGGAAAUAUAUUCAUGGAGAAGCUUCCAUGACGCACAGUAUCUGCCGUUCUUCAGUCCUCUGUCUUUCUUUGUCAUUCAGUUCUAGGCCUUUCCUCUGCACGCUCAAUGCCCAGUAAAAAUUUCAGGAUUAACUGAAGAAGA